This is a messenger RNA of Ostrinia furnacalis (Asian corn borer), 886 nucleotides long. Its product is annotated as OCIA domain-containing protein 1-like. The record is from RefSeq and is a predicted model, not a curated record. NCBI's taxonomy places the organism in Eukaryota, Metazoa, Arthropoda, Insecta, Lepidoptera, Crambidae. The transcript is spliced from 3 exons. Bases 255 to 695 code for a protein of 146 amino acids. Gene Ontology annotation, cellular component: endosome.
AAAUGUAAUUGAAAAAAUAAUACAACUGCAAAUGAUGUAUCUGUCCACUCACAAAAUUAUAAAAAAUGUAAGACUGACAUGAAUGUCAUAAAAAUCUAAAAUCAAUCAAGCAAAAUGAAACCCGCAUCCUAGUUUCUAAAAUAAACAAUGAAAAUUCCAGUGCCAACAAUUUUUUGAAUUUCAAUAAUGUGUGAAAGCCCCCCAUUUUCUACCAGUGUCUACAAUGAUAAAGUAACAGACCUUGCGUCGACGUAAUGAGCGAGAAAAAAAAAGGCAAUGAUAAAGAGGAAGAGGACUGUAGCUGCUACGCGGAGUCGCGAACCAAAAAAACUUGCCCGCCCAUCAGAAACGUGACGCACCCGCUACGCUACUAUGAAUUCACUCAAGAUGAGAUCAAAGCUUUGGAGGAAUGCGACAGGGAGAGCUUCUACAGACGCUGCGUGCCAUUCAGCUCGGCAUUCGCCACUGCGACAUACGCUGCUAUAAAAACAGGGCACCUGGCUCGGCACCCGCACUUUGGCGUGUUCCCGAAGGUGCUUACGGCAGCGCUGCUGGGUCACGUGGUGGGCCGGCUGUCGUACUCGCCCGACUGCGACGCGCGCCUUCGCGACCUGCCGGGCGGCAGCCGCCUCGGCGACCUGAUGAGGCAGUACCACGCGGCCAACAACCCUCCGCCAGACCCAAAAAAACGCUGACCUCAUCAAUCUAGUGAUUUGUUUGAAUACAAUAAAGAAGUCGUUGUUAUUGACAUGGUGUUCAUUGUCCUUCCUUUCACCUAAGUAAUUGGCGUAUCUGGGGUUCUUUUUCAGGGAGGGCCUGGCCCCUAAUAAUAUUAAAACACACCACUCUCCUCUCUAGUAUGAUCACGAUGGUAUUUUAAUUUUUA